Orbilia oligospora ATCC 24927 is the source of this 2037-nucleotide messenger RNA. RefSeq lists its product as uncharacterized. Lineage: Eukaryota; Fungi; Ascomycota; Orbiliomycetes; Orbiliales; Orbiliaceae. Gene Ontology annotation, molecular function: G protein-coupled receptor activity. The record is from RefSeq and is a predicted model, not a curated record. The transcript is spliced from 4 exons. Gene Ontology annotation, cellular component: plasma membrane. The coding region runs from base 1 to 2037 and encodes 678 amino acids. Gene Ontology annotation, biological process: adenylate cyclase-activating G protein-coupled receptor signaling pathway.
AUGUCACGACUAGGCGGGCCCAAUCCGACAACUGCGUCCCUUACGAGGGAGCAGCUCAAAAUUGUUAGAAUAAUAGCAUUAUGCAGUUCUGCGAUCACGCUCAUUGCUUCGGCAAUUGUGUUACACUGGUUUGUGCGGAUGAAGCGGAAUUUCAGGCGGCAGCUUAUCAUGAUACUUAUCAUCUGCGACACAUGGAAAUCACUUUGGAGUUUCGUUUUCCCAGCGGUCGCCCUCGCCAAUUCGACUGUUGCAACUACUAGUAAUUUUUGUCAAGCAUCCGGAUUUUUCUUUGCCUUUGGGAUUGAAACUGCGGAUUUCUGCAUCCUGUUUAUUGCAAUCCAUGCUGCAAUCAGCAUCUUUCUUCCACGGACAGGGCCUCAGGGAAAAUCUGGCCUGUAUCAAUAUCGACACACCGUCUAUGCGAUACUCAUACUACUACCUAUCACUAUGGCUGCCUUGGCUUUCACGAACAAGGCACCCGCAUAUGUAGCGCAAACUACGUGGUGCUACUUGCCAGUUCGACCGUUCUGGUACCGUCUCGCCCUGGCCUGGAUCCCUCGAUACAUUAUCAUGUUAUCCAUCACUGGGCUUUAUCUCGCCAUCUAUAUUUACGUCAAAGUGACCUUCCGAGCUUAUCGUGCUCGAUUUAGGACAUCAGAGUUCGAUACCGAUGCUACUCAGCCUUCUCAACUCGAUUCGAGUCAAACAGUUACCGACAGGCGUGGUUCAGUGUUAAGUGUAUUCGGGGCUACAUUUAAACUCCCUGGAGUCGGGAAGGGCGCCGAGAAAGUAAGAGAGGCCGACGUUGGCAUCGAUCCAAUUGUCACAGAGGUUAGGAGGCUAUCCGAAACAGCAAACGACGACAUUGAAGAGAUUGAAGGGACAAGCCGAAUAAUCGAUCUCGAAAAGGGCCAACCCUCUACAUCCCGCCGCGCUGAAGACGACUCUGCAGAUGAAGGUCGAAAUGGUGCUGGUAGUGAUAGUACACAAGACUCAACAUCUCGAAUGGUCAGGCGGGAACUCGACACCAGCCACCCUUCCACCGCAGCCACUUCAGACUCCGAAGAAGAGCUCCGAAAAAGGCAGUACGCUAUCCAACGCCAGCUCCGGUUCUUAUUCAUUUACCCUUGCGUCUACGUUCUCAUCUGGUUGAUACCGCUUGUCAAUCACUCGUUACAGUAUUUCGAGCGGUUUGCGGAACGGCCUUCGUUCCCCUUAGUUUGUAUAUCGGCGAUCGCUAUUCCGAUCCAAGGGGCUAUCGAUUGUCUUCUCUUCUCACUCCGCGAGAAGCCCUGGCGACUGGUUAAGAAACAAACGAAACAGCCUUUUUUCUCUUGGAUGUUGGGACGACAUUGGGAGGAGCCGAGUAAUGAGGAUUUGAAUAUCGAGGCUAUGACAGAAGGACAACGACAUGCUUAUCUGAGGAGGGAAAGAGAGAAACAAGAGAACGAAGUUGCGAGACAAGAGAGGGCUGAAAAGAAGAAGAAUAAAUUAAGGAUGGGACGAAAGAACUCAAUGACCUGGUGGGAUACCUUCGAGCGGGCGAAUAUUAGUGGAGUUGCCGUUUCAAGGCAGAGUUCGAGACAAGAAGGAGAUGCUGGAAGGAGCUCUUUGGCUGUGCCAGCCACGCCCGGAGCUAUCUUUGGAGCUGACGGGAAGGCUCCGACGCGAAAUAGCAGCUUUAGCAGCUUCAGAUCCCUUGGAAGGCAAAGGUCUAGAAGCGUCGGUGAUCUCUGGAAGAAUUUCAGCUUUUCAGACCUGGGUAGGCAAGGGUCUAUCGGUGGAAAUAAUAGAAAACAGAGUACUGCGGUUGUGGAAACUUCAGGUGCAAUCGGUGCAAUUGAGGAGGAGCAAAAUGAUUCGAAAACCACCAGCGAAGACGAAGGAAAGGGUGGAAGCUCAUCGUCUGAAGGGGAGCAGCCAACCAGUGAUAUUUCAGCCAAUUCAACGGCUCCAUUGGUGGAUCGGAUCGAGCCAGCUGAAGGCUUGAUGAUGAAGGGUUUACCGCUGUACCCGCCAAGUGCGAGGAGGAGGUAA